Zingiber officinale is the source of this 1174-nucleotide messenger RNA. RefSeq lists its product as uncharacterized. The coding region runs from base 312 to 977 and encodes 221 amino acids. The transcript has a single exon. Lineage: Eukaryota; Viridiplantae; Streptophyta; Magnoliopsida; Zingiberales; Zingiberaceae. The record is from RefSeq and is a predicted model, not a curated record.
UUCAGUAGUCUCCAUAGUCGACUCGGAAAUCAGCCAGUCAGAGUUCAUCUUCUUAUGUCACAGUUUAUCUUAAGUUUUUGAAAAAAAAAGAGAGAAAAGAAAUGAUUUUAUUGUCCUGUCCAAUUAUUUAUGUAUCCAAUGGGAUUGCUUCCUUUCAUUAAUGGCGUCUCCUCUGCAAGAGCAACACGAAGAGUUAAGAGUCGCUGUUCCCAACUACUGAUCCUUCUCCUUCUACUUCUUCUUGGUCGCCGACCUUUGGUCCAAAGUUGCCAUUUUUAGCGUUCCUGUUCCUUCAAAAUCUCAUCUUGACGAUGAAGAAGCUCGCCAAGGGCCAGGCACGGCGGGUCCACCCGGCCCCGUUUCCCAACCAUCUGGCUGCGCUCCCCGCAGCGGUGAUGGCGCUGGCGGCGGUUCUGGCGCCCGAGGAGCAGGAGGUACUGGCCUACUUGCUCUCCAGCAACGGCGGCGCCGGAGGAGGCGGAGGGGAGAGGCGGAGGGAGUGGUCGCCGCAGCGGCCGACGCACCUUCCGGAGCUGGGCUGCGGGUGCUUCGGGUGUUACACGAGCUUCUGGGCGCGGUGGGACGCGUCGCCCAACCGCCAGGUCAUCCACCGCAUCAUCGACGCGGUGGAGGAAGGACUGGCCUCCAAGGAGCGGGAGCGCGGCCGCCGCCGCCGGCGCAGCGGCCGCGGCGGACGGAAAGGUGCUGCCUUUAAGGCCGCGGCGGCGCCGGAGGAAGGCAAAGUAGCUCGGCCUCAGCUUUUUCCAUCGUCCGAUGACGACGGCCGUGAAUACGACGAUACGACCAGCAGCGUUGACGGAGCGGAUGAGGAGGCGCCGCCGGUAGCGGCGGCAGAGGAGAAGGUGGAGGACGGAACGAGUGAUGGCGACAACUCUGCCAUUAAUGCGAUCGACAAGAGCUCUGUGAGGAGAUUUAUGACCUUCAUCGGUGAAAGAGUUUGGGGCGUCUGGAACUGAAUCCACAAGAAAAGGAAGGAUUUUUGUUACUAAAAUGGGUUAGAAUUCGAUCUCCCCUUUCCUGUUCCUGAUCGAGGUAGUCGUCUUCUUCCUUCCUCCUGUAAAUUUUCUGCUUUGUUGGAACUCAAAACAGAGUUCUUUUGCUUCAUGUAAAAAAUCGCUCCUUUUAAGAACCAAACUGUUCUAUCAUUAAGAAA